AUGAUGCUCCUAUUCAAACCGUCGUCGACUCUAGGUAGAAGAACAAAACCACGUCCAUACCAAAGCUUCUCCGAGUCUCUUCUAUUGGAUAGUAUUGAAGCAACCGAAGCUCUCACCAGAAAAUGGAUCUCACCAGAUCCCUCUCCUUCUUCUUCUUCCUCAUCAUCACCAGCCACUUCUUCUUGCUCUCUCUCCUCAAUCUUCUCAACCACUAACCGCGUCGAAGGCAGAAGGUUCGUAGAACUCAUCAACAGCUUGCAAUACGCAAUCCAAGGAGUGAAGCUAGUGAAUCCCGAGUCUCCAAAGCUCUCUCGAGCGCACAACCUCAUCACCAUCGCCAUGAAACACCUGGAGAAAGAGUUCUACCGGAUCUUGAAAUCGAACCGACGGAAUCUUGAUCCCGAAACCGUCUCCGUUAGAUCCUCCAGAUCCUUCAUCUCGAGGCAGAACAAAAUUUCUAACGUUCCGAAAUCGGACGAUGCGGAUGUCAUGACUGAUCUGAAACUGAUCGCUGACUGUAUGAUAUCUUCAGGCUACGAAAACGAAUGCGUGAAGAUCUACAAGAAGAUAAGAGGAUCCAUCAUCGUGGAAUCUUUAAACAAACUCGGAUUCGAGAAUCUUAGUUUCGGCAAGGUUCAGAAACUCGACUGGGAGAGUAUGGAGAAGAACAUCAAGAACUGGUUAGAAGCCACGGUGAUACUCAUCUCUAAUCUCUUCGACGGAGAGAGAAUCUUAUGCGACCACGUGUUCUCCACGUGCGUCUCCGUCGCCGAGUCUUGCUUCACUGAGAUCACCUUAGACAGCGCCUUGACGCUCUUCGUCUUCCCCGUCUCCGUCGCCAAAUGUCGAAAAUCCGCGGAGAAGAUCUUCUCCACGAUCGACGUUUACCAGACGAUCUCUCACCUUCUCCCCCAAAUCGAAGAGAUCUUCAGCUACGAUUCCACCUCCGCCGUCCGGUUACAAGCCGCCGACUCGUUGAAGAACCUCGCCGAGGCGAUCAACUCGAUGGUGGCGGAGUUCGAAGCCUCGAUCACGAAGGAAGCUUCGAAACAGCCGAUUCCCGGAGGCGGUGUUCAUCAGCUGACGAGAUACGUCAUGAAUUUCGUCGUCUUCCUCGCCGAUUACCACGAACCGCUCGCCGGAGUUCUAACCGAAUCGACGUUACCGUUGCCGGAAGAUUACUUCGGGCACAACGACGAGGAUCAUAACAACAACAACGGAGGCGAAACCGAUUCUCCGGUGACCACGAGAUUCGCGUGGCUAAUCCUCGUCUUGCUCUGUAAGAUCGACACGAAAUCUAGGGUUUACACCGACGUGGCGCUCUCGUAUCUCUUCUUGGCGAACAAUCUCCAUUACGUGAUCUCCAAGGUUCGUUCCUCGAAUCUGAGAGUCGUUUUAGGAGACGAGUGGAUCGCGAAUCACGAAGGGAAGCUGAGCCAGUACCUGGAGAAGUACGAGAAGAUAGCAUGGGGAGAAGUGAUGACGUCACUCUCCGACGAAGGGGAGAUUGUGAUGGAGGAAGACGCGGCGAAAGAGCGGUUGAGGCGGUUCAACGAGGCGUUUGAAGAAGCGUUUCAGAAGCAGAGCACGUGGGUCGUGCCGGAUUCGAAUCUGAGAGAGGAUUUGAAAGAUUCCGUGACGAAGAAGCUAACUAUUGCUGCGACGACGUUUUUUGGAAAGUACCACGUGGAGACGUGGGGGGAGAUUGUCAGAUUUGUCCCUGGAGAUUUGGGUAAUUACCUUUCUGACCUCUUUAUAGGUACCGGUGAAGCGUGUAUUAUUGUUCCUUCGCUUAAACCUUCGGAUUCGGUACGUUCGAUUUCCGAAUCCGGACGUUGA
Molecule: messenger RNA, 1839 nt
Organism: Microthlaspi erraticum
Lineage: Eukaryota; Viridiplantae; Streptophyta; Magnoliopsida; Brassicales; Brassicaceae
Source: the annotation of a GenBank genome assembly